GAGGGGCACUUCCGGUGCGACACUUCCGGCGGCGGGAGCCAUGGGGAGCCGCGGGCAGGUUUUGAAGCUUUUUAAGUUGUUACACAGAACACGGCAAGAAGUUUUUAAAAAUGAUAACAAAGCCCUCGAAGCAGCAAGACAAAAGAUAAAUGAAGAAUUCAGAAAUAACCGAGACGAGGCAUCUGAAGAGAAGAUUAAUGAGCUUCUUAAAAUAGCUUCAGAUGUUGAAGUGAUUCUCAGAACUUCUGUUAUUCAGGCGGUUCACACAGAUUCUGACAAAAUAGUACUUGUACCCAGGAAAGAUCUGCUACAGGACAACGUUCCUUACUUAGAUAAACCAACAAAAAAGCAAGAAUCCUGAGUAAAUACUGCUACCACGAAAAAAGAGACUGAAAUCAAUUCACUGAUUUUAUUGAGUGCUGGAGUAUCAUCAUGCACUUAUUCAGUGGAAGAUAGUUAAUACUUUCACACUUACUUAAAAGUGUGAAAAAGUACACUUACUUAAAAGUACACUUACUAAUUGUGUUACUUCAGCCAGGAAUUUUUCUGAUUAUGACAGCUCUCAGACAGAGAUUGUUUCCUAACAAUGUCGAGUUUUUCAGAACUAAAAAUUAUAAAAAUUAGAGUCCUUAAUACUGAUAAUAUUUAUUGUCAAUCAUAAGCUUUUUUGAAGUAAUGAAAAACCAUCUUGUGGCAUUUAAUGUUGAAUUUAUGCUUUGCACCAAAAGCAUGAUUUCUGAAGUUGUCAUUAAUUGUACACUAGUAUGCUGUGAUGCUUGAGAGAGUUCUUAAAGGUUUAUCUGAAUAAAUUAUUUGUGUUUUACAGAUGGGA
This is a messenger RNA of Lonchura striata (white-rumped munia), 832 nucleotides long. RefSeq names its product LYR motif containing 7 (gene LYRM7). Gene Ontology annotation, molecular function: protein folding chaperone. Gene Ontology annotation, biological process: mitochondrial respiratory chain complex III assembly. Lineage: Eukaryota; Metazoa; Chordata; Aves; Passeriformes; Estrildidae. The record is from RefSeq and is a predicted model, not a curated record. Gene Ontology annotation, cellular component: mitochondrial matrix.